Molecule: messenger RNA, 989 nt
Organism: Drosophila guanche
Lineage: Eukaryota; Metazoa; Arthropoda; Insecta; Diptera; Drosophilidae
Gene: Fcp3C
Product: follicle cell protein 3C-1
Exons: 3
Coding region: 125-946 (273 amino acids)
Source: RefSeq, a predicted model, not a curated record
UGGCUCUGCGUCGCAGUGUCGCAGCGUCGCAGAUUCGCAGAAAACUGCAACUUCAGGUGAAAAAUUGUUUAUAAAAUGCGAGAACGCAGUGUGGUAAUGCAAUUAGUUGAAUAAUCUGAUCAAGAUGGCCUGCCAUAAGAUGUGCUUCACCUGGAUGCUGUUGAUCCUGCUGCUGGCCGUGCACCUGGAGGCCUCGAAGAUUGCCUACAAGAAGCCGCUUUACGGCAAGAGCAACUACAUAAAGGACAAGCGCAUGAGGAGCAAGCCAGUGGCGAUACCAACCGCAACCAUAGCCCCAAACACUGACGCAGCUUUGCCCGAUACCGUGGAGUUCAUAAUUGUGACCACUGCUAGGCCAGAGCUCAACGGCACCACAGAAACUACCAGAAGCAGCAGCAUCAGCACCACCACGGAAGGCUUUAGCAGCGAGGCCUGUGGCAGCAGCACAACCGCAACGCCUGCAGCUUCAGCCACAACGACAGCAACGACGACAACCUCCAACGGUUUGGACAACACUUUGCCAUCGCCACCGACGCCAGAACCAGCAACGGCAACAGCAACAGCACCACCAAUAGCACCAGCACCAGCAACAAGCUCCAAUCUGGACAACCAUCCAGUGCCGUGCACAUGCGGCGUUUUCCUCUCCUCGCAGAUGCACCGUGGACUGCACGAGGCGCCGCUCAUACAUCAGGAGCUGGAUCGCAUGUAUCCGUGCAAUGCGAUUGGACGGAAGCAGUGCCAAACCAAAUGCCUGGAAGCGAUCGUACAGCACCUACCCAAUUCGGCCAACAUUGUGUGCUCUGCACUUGGCCAUGACUGCCACAAGGAGCGGGCCUAUUUGUUCAUCAAGAAUUGCCACAAUCAGUGGGUCAACACCAAUCUGCAGGCGGGCAGAGAGUAUUGCUGUAAGGCGGGCGUGCCCUAUCGCUGUCCACUGUUGGGCUAAAUGGUUUGAUUUGCUCAAUAAAUCCUUUGAUAUACAUAUUAAA